Molecule: messenger RNA, 715 nt
Organism: Fusarium redolens
Lineage: Eukaryota; Fungi; Ascomycota; Sordariomycetes; Hypocreales; Nectriaceae
Exons: 2
Coding region: 117-539 (140 amino acids)
Source: RefSeq, a predicted model, not a curated record
GCCAAACUUUAAUGAUGUUCAAGACUGAUCUCUUCUAUUCUGCUUACAAUCUAAUAAUUACGCACCCCAUGACAGCGCAAACCAUCAAUUAAUUGUCGCUCCAAGUCAACAAUAACAUGGCUGCAAGGGAGUUAUUAGUUGUCAUUCUGAAUCAUACUAACGAGGAACUCAACAUCGAGGCAGAAUCACCAAGUCUAGAUCAUGGCCAUUGGAUGGACACGCCAGACUCGCGGCCGCCGCAAGAGAUACUGGCAGGGGAGAGCGGCAUGUUGCGAUGCCAGUCAAGCCACAUAUAUGGGGUGAUUACUGGUUCUGUUUCCUACAGAGUCGUCGGCUUCGAGACCAACAACAAAGUGACCUUUUCGUGGAACAUACCUUACGUGGGACCAAACAAAUACGACUGCUGUUGCCCACGAGAUGCUUUCAACAUCAGAGUUUUGGGUGGGCGGGGAAAUCAGGCUGUUGUUGUCUUCGUAUUUGAACCAGUUUCAGGCUCAGAUGCAGGAUUGGAUGAUGGUGCGUUUGCUGCUGUCACUUGAAUGGUCUGAGGGAUCAGUACGUAGUCUGACAAACAGCUACUUUAAUGCAAAGUUCAGCCACGUUUGUCUGGCAUGAAGCCAAACAUGUGAUGUUAUUUCCUAAGAUGGAGUACUAGUCCAUAAGCACUAUUCAGUGGGUUACUACACAACUUAAAUUCACAAGAACGCAUACGUAA